AUGCUGCAACGAACUGUCCUUAAAGAAUAUUGUGAUUUCAUUGAUCUCUUCUCCAAGAAAAAGGCAAAUGCUUUACCCCCUCAUCGGGAUAACGAUCAUAAAAUUAGAUUGACACAACCCAACAACUUGACACUGUCUUCAUUAUAUCGACAAACGACCCAGGAAUUACAAGCUUUAAAGAAGUUCGUCGAUGAGAACUUGAAUCGGGGAUGGAUCGCUUCUAGUAACGCUUCGUUUGCUGUACCUAUUCUUUUCGUCAAAAAGGCUAAUGGGGAUCUGAGAUUAUAUAUGGACUACCGGAAAUUAAACGAAAUCUCAGCCAAAGAUGAUUAUCCGCUUCCAAGGAUUGACGAGAUCCUCUCGCAAAUAUCCAAAGCCAAAAUCUUCACGAAACUCGGUCUACGCGCUGCUUUCAAUGCUAUUCGAAUGUAUUCUGAUUCAGAGGAACUCACUGUGUUCCAAACUUGCUUUGGACAAUUCAAAUCGCUGGUUUUGCCUUUCGGAUUGUCAAAAGGACCCGGGACUUAUCAACGGUUCAUCAAUAAUCUUUUGAUGAAGAACCUGGGAAACUUCUGUACUGUAUACCUGGAUGAUAUCAUUAUCUACUCUACAGAUCCAUCAGAAUAUACUAUUCAAGUCAGAUGA
Sclerotinia sclerotiorum 1980 UF-70 is the source of this 645-nucleotide messenger RNA. RefSeq lists its product as hypothetical. The coding region runs from base 1 to 645 and encodes 214 amino acids. The transcript has a single exon. The record is from RefSeq and is a predicted model, not a curated record. NCBI's taxonomy places the organism in Eukaryota, Fungi, Ascomycota, Leotiomycetes, Helotiales, Sclerotiniaceae.